UGCCGCUUGACACCCCUAGGAAUGGCAGCCCCAUCUAUGAAGGAAAGGCAGGUUUGCUGGGAAGCCCGGAAUGAGUACUGGAAGUGUUUAGAUGAGAACACAGAGGAUGCUUAUCAAUGUAAGAAGUUAAGAAGAUCAUUUGAAUCCAGCUGUCCCCAACAGUGGAUAAAAUAUUUUGAUAAAAGAAGAGACUACUUAAAAUUCAAAGAAGAAUUUGAAGCAGGAAAAUUCCAGCCUUCAAAAACAACUGCAAAAUCCUAGGCUGUUCCUGAACUUUUCAAAAUGGCUGAAACUACUUUCUGGACAUUGAAAAGGCUGCACAGUCAGUAGAGCCAUGAAUCAUGGUAAACUUCAGUGCUUGUUUCCUGAAUACAACACUUAAUAAGAAAAAUGAUCAAGGAACAGAAGAUUCAUGAAGAAUUGAAAUAAAAUGGUA
Nycticebus coucang (slow loris) is the source of this 436-nucleotide messenger RNA. Its product is annotated as cytochrome c oxidase assembly factor 6 homolog. NCBI's taxonomy places the organism in Eukaryota, Metazoa, Chordata, Mammalia, Primates, Lorisidae. Gene Ontology annotation, biological process: respiratory chain complex IV assembly. The transcript has a single exon. The coding region runs from base 22 to 261 and encodes 79 amino acids. Gene Ontology annotation, cellular component: respiratory chain complex IV; mitochondrion. The record is from RefSeq and is a predicted model, not a curated record.